AUGUCCGUGAGAAGCUUACGGUUGGAGAGGUGGAGUGGACAGUUAUUGUCGGCACCAAGGACGAGGACGAGAAGUAGAGCUCCUUGCUGUUUACGGCAGGGGCAACAAUGUUUGUCGGGGAGUAAUACAAGGUCGUUUUCUGCAUCUGCGGUGUCAAGGAAUCCGAGGAUAGAGAAGGAGUUUGUUGAUGAAGAUGGAGACGGAAUUGGACUCUUCGAAGCACCAACCCAUCCCGUACAACAGGAAUAUCCAUCACCAUCCCCUAGAGCAGCAUUAAGAUCCAGCAAACUGGCAGCUUUACAUGCUCGUCUCGGAUUACCGCAGAAGCUCCCAUUGCAGACAGUAGCGCGGACACUCGUUGACCCUUCUGCGGAUUCGAAUGUAGAUUUCAACAAUGCUUCGCUGGCCCAGCUGGGCGGUUCUAUAAUGUCAUAUCACGUCUCAGAAUGGCUUCUUGUCACAUAUCCACGAUUACCGAUGUCCGUUUUAUUCGCCGCGGCAUACGCAUAUAACGGUCCAAAGACUCUCCAGCUUGUAGCGAAGGAAUGGGGUGUCGACACAGCAGCUGCCCCUGGAAGAGAAGUCGAUCCUGGGUAUCUUCAAUUCGAAAAGCUCGCACCAGGCACAGAUUACGCCGCCAUAAAGGCCGCAGGAGGUAGUUCACGGCCCGACAAGUUCAAUUUCUUCAGACGAGGAAUGAGCAGUCGAGUCGUCUACGACGAUGAAUUCGGAGACACAAUUCCAAAAAAGAACGAGAGUGCCCUACCUAUACCCACCGAAAGCGCCUACGCCGGCUUCGUCAAAGCCCUGAUCGGCUCAAUACACCUCCACGCCGGCCGCGAAGCCGCCAAAGUCUUCGUAAAAGAACACAUUCUCUCCCGCCAGCUCGCCAUCGACACGCUUUUCCAAUUCAAGGAACCCAUCCGCGAACUCUCGCGUCUCUGCGCGCGCGAAGGCUUCGAACAUCCCAUGGCUCGCAUCCUCAGUGAAACAGGUCGAUUGAGCAGACAUCCCGUCUUCAACGUGGGUAUCUUCAGCGGCAAGGAUAAAUUGGGCGAGGGCUCCGGCGCGAGUCUCCAGGAGGCGAGGACGCGUGCGGCGGUCAUGAGUUUGAAGAGUUGGUAUCUGUAUAGUCCGGGGAAAAACGAGCGGGUGCCGAGUGAUAUGGAGGCGCCGGGUGAGAAGGCGGCGUGGGAACCUGUGCAUAUUGAUAUUGGUGAGGUUAUACACUAG
Molecule: messenger RNA, 1233 nt
Organism: Glarea lozoyensis ATCC 20868
Lineage: Eukaryota; Fungi; Ascomycota; Leotiomycetes; Helotiales; Helotiaceae
Product: RNase III
Exons: 1
Coding region: 1-1233 (410 amino acids)
Biological process (GO): primary miRNA processing; rRNA processing; regulation of gene expression
Cellular component (GO): nucleus
Molecular function (GO): double-stranded RNA binding; ribonuclease III activity
Source: RefSeq, a predicted model, not a curated record